Molecule: messenger RNA, 1254 nt
Organism: Penicillium bovifimosum
Lineage: Eukaryota; Fungi; Ascomycota; Eurotiomycetes; Eurotiales; Aspergillaceae
Product: peroxisomal membrane protein PEX14
Exons: 1
Coding region: 1-1254 (417 amino acids)
Biological process (GO): protein import into peroxisome matrix, docking
Cellular component (GO): peroxisomal importomer complex; peroxisomal membrane
Molecular function (GO): signaling receptor binding
Source: RefSeq, a predicted model, not a curated record
AUGCCUGACGACACAUCCAAAGCAUCCAUUCCUGCAUGGCAAAGACCCAAUAAGGCAGCGGACGAGUCGCCAUCACCAUCGCCAUCGCCAGCCGACGAUGCGCCCGCAUCUACAACCUCCACACCCCGACAAGCUCUCCUAGACCAAGCAUCCAAGUUCUUACAAGACGAGUCAAUCCGCGAUGCCCCAACAGAUCGCAAAGUCUCCUUCCUAGAGUCAAAAGGCCUGAAUCCAAGCGAGAUCCAACAAGUCCUUGGCAUAACCCGCAACGAGGAGGCAACCAGCAGCUCAACCGCAACCGAGGAGACACCAGCCGCAUCCACCUCACCCGUCCAAACAGAAGCCACACCUUCUUCUCCCGUCACCACCGCACCAUCCACCACCAUGUCUGAAUCGCGCCCAUCGCCCCCACCAGCACCAGCACCGGCCCCCCGCGACGUGCCCCCAAUAAUCACCUACCCGGAGUUCCUCUUCGAGUCCUCCAAGCCACCCCCGCUAGUCACAAUGCGCAGCGUCCUGUACACUCUCUACGGCGCGGCCGGUCUAGGCGCCACCCUGUACAGCGCCAGCGAAUUCCUUGUGAAACCCAUGCUAGCCAGCCUAACCAGCGCGCGCCACGAGCUAGCCGGCACAGCCGAAACAAACCUGCAAAAACUAAACGAGAAGCUGGAGAAACAAGUCAGCGUUAUCCCGCCCGAGCUAACAGCCCGCAAAAUCAAACCCUACUCCGACGAAGACGAAGAUGACGUCGAGUCCGUCACGUCCGACCCGACGGAACUGUUCCACCGCGAUAUGGCAACGCAGACGAGCCCGGAGUCCUCGCCUGCGCUGCAGGGUUCUGGUGCUGUUAACUCUGCUGACGCGGCGGCGUUGUCGCCCUCGACGGUGGUGGAUAAGCAUGUUAGCAGUGUUGAGUCGAUUAAGUCGCGGCUGCGUGAGAUUGUUGAUGCGGAGAAGGACGCGAGUACGCUGGAUGACUCUGUGCGCACUAGUCUUACGGAUUUGCAGCAUUUCUGUGAUGGGUUGAUUUACAGUACGCCGACGUACACUACUGGGUCGACUUAUGGGGUUUGGAAUUCGAGUAGUAAUGCUGCGUCGAAUAAUAAGUCCGGUUUGCGGAAGCCGGAGGAGGAGGCUAUCUCGGCGUUUAGGGCUCAUAUACGUACUGUGAAGGGUGCGCUGUUGAGUGCGCGUAACUUCCCCGCUAGUCGUGGAGGACGACUUGGGGGUGGUCUUCCUGUUGGCGGUCGGUGA